Messenger RNA from Vitis riparia (riverbank grape), 1901 nucleotides. RefSeq names its product UDP-glycosyltransferase 86A1. NCBI's taxonomy places the organism in Eukaryota, Viridiplantae, Streptophyta, Magnoliopsida, Vitales, Vitaceae. The record is from RefSeq and is a predicted model, not a curated record. The transcript has 2 exons. Gene Ontology annotation, molecular function: UDP-glycosyltransferase activity. Bases 117 to 1562 code for a protein of 481 amino acids.
CUCUGAACCGCUCAAAGAUCAAAUUAUAUCAAGUCACCCCUUUCUCUUGAAGGCCCAGAAGGCUAUAGUUCAUAUCAAUCUCUCUUUCACUCAUUCUCCCCAUCCACCCAAAAGCCAUGGUGGACAAUAACCCCCCUAAUCCUCAUGCUAUUCUGAUCCCAUACCCUCUACAAGGCCAUGUCAUCCCCUUCGUCCACCUGGCCAUCAAGCUUGCCUCUAAUGGCUUCACCAUCACGUUCGUCAACACCCAGUCUGUUCACCACCAGAUCUCCCAAGCCCAACCUCACAAUUCCCCAGAAGAUAUCUUUGCCGGUGCCCGAAACUCUGGUCUCGACAUCCGUUACGCCACCGUCAGCGAUGGCUUUCCUGUUGGCUUCGACCGUUCCCUCAACCACGACCAGUUCAUGGAGGGAAUUCUCCACGUUUACUCCGCCCACGUCGACGAACUCGUCGGAAGUAUUGUCCACUCCGACCCUCCGGCCACUUGCUUGAUCGCUGACACCUUCUACGUCUGGCCCUCCAAGAUUUCCAACAAGUACAAUCUCGUUAACGUCUCUUUCUGGACCGAGCCAGCUUUGGUCCUCAGUCUCUACUAUCACAUGCACCUGCUUAGAAGCCAUGGUCACUUCGCUUCUUUUGACAACCGUGAGGACGCCAUCGAUUACAUACCUGGAGUCCCAGAAAUCAAACCGACGGACCUAACGUCAUACCUUCAAGCCACGGACAUAACAACCGUGGUUCACCGUAUUAUUUACAAGGCCUUUGAUGACGUGAAGAGAGCUGAUUUCAUCAUAUGCAACACAGUUGAAGAACUCGAAUCAAACACCAUCUCAGCUAUCCAUCAGAAGCAGCCAUACUAUGCAAUUGGGCCCCUCUUCCCCACUGGCUUCACCAAGAGCCCCGUGCCCAUGAACAUGUGGUCUGAGUCUGACUGCGCCCACUGGCUCACCGCCAGGCCUAAUGGCUCGGUGUUGUACCUCUCUUUUGGUAGCUACGCUCACACCAGUAAGCAUAACAUAGUGGAGAUUGCCCAUGGACUUUUGCUCAGUGGUGUGAAUUUUAUUUGGGUGAUUCGCCCGGACAUCGUCAGCAGCGAUGAGCCCCAGCCACUGCCCGUUGGAUUCGAAGAUCAGAUUAAGGACAGAGGGUUGAUUGUGCCAUGGUGCUCUCAGAUUGAGGUCAUCUCGCAUCCGGCCAUCGGAGGGUUCGUAACUCACUGUGGGUGGAAUUCCAUCCUGGAGAGUGUAUGGUGUACGGUUCCCCUGCUGUGUUACCCUCUGUUGACCGACCAGUUUACUAAUAGGAAAUUGGUGGUGGAUGAUUGGAAGAUCGGGAUCAACCUCUGUGAUGGGAGGCGAAUGACAAGGGAGGAAGUUUCGGAGAAGAUCAGCCGUGUGAUGUUUGGGAAAACGGCUGAUGAUUUGAGAAAGCAGAUCAAGGAUGUGAGAAAGACACUCGAGAAUGCGGUGAGCCCCGUCGGAUCUUCGGAAAGGAAUUUCAGUCAGUUCGUGAAGGAGGCAGGGGACAAGAUUCAGGAAAAAAAAAAAGUUCGGAUGAGGUGAACCCAUGUAUUUUGACGGUUUGCUUUUGUUAAAUCAGUCAAACAGUGACUAAGAAAUGGUCGACCACUCCAUGCCCAGUCCCUUCAUCGUUUCUCUUACUCUCAGCCCAGCCCAUUAUGGCAUUGGGAAAAAUCUGGUAAUUUCACUUGUCCUGAAAUUAUCAAACUGUUAGCCCAUUAGGAUUCGGAAGCCCAGAGCCCACUUCCUGCCCUUUUUGCUUACAUUGGGCCGGAAUGAUACGACUUCUUAUAAAAUGACCUCUUUUGUUGGACCCUAACAGCUCCACAACCCACAAACUGACCCGGAAUUCAAUGAAUGUAUUAUGACAUAUUCCUUAAA